AUGCUCAUUAGUCUAUCCCUGAUCCUAGUGACACUGGUGGAAAUUCAUUCUUUUCGUACAAGGAUAGAUAAAGAAAGCAACUUUUCCUAUCAUUUAUUUUUUCAAACAAAUUCGUUUGCAAAUAAAUCCAGACUACAUACUUACAACAGCACUUUUCUGAAGAAGAAUAAGGAAAAAAAACAAAUAUGCUUAAAAGGAGUAAAAGGGAUUAGGACCUUUAAUCCAUACAAUUAUGCAAAAAGAGAAUAUCUGUUCAAAAUAUGGAAAGAAAUAUCCGAGAGUUUUUCAUACAGCUUGUACGAUUUGCCAGUACUCGAGGAUUAUGAAAUGUUUAGGAAAAGCAAAAUAAAUGAGUCUUACGAUUUUGUCAAAAAUAACAGACAUUUAAUUCUACGCCCAGAAAUUACACCCCAGUUGGUUAACCAUUUGUUCAUACGAAAAAAACGCGUAUCCGUAAAGAAGGCAAAACAACAAAAUUCCAAAAAUGGUUCAUCAUGUCAGCAUGGAAGGAAAAAAGAACAGAAAGAUUUACACAGCAGUACUAGCCACCCAUGUGUAAAUCUGAAAUCAGAAAGAAAUGUCUACCUCCUGCACAACCUUCGACAGAUACACAAAAUGAGCACCAUCGGACAAUGUUUUCGAUAUGAGAAAACUUCAAGCUGUCGAAAGAGAGAACAUUAUCAAUGGAAUAUGGACAUAAUUGGAACAAAUAGCAUUGAGGCAGAAAUAGAAAUGCUGACAAUUCUUAUUGCAUUUUUUCGUAAAGUUAAUUUAGGGCACAGUGAUGUAGUGAUUAAAAUAAAUGAUAAAAGAAUUGUCGAUUUUGUAAUUAGAAAAGUUUUCAAAAUAUCUUUAGAUCAAUUUUCACCUUCUUAUAUUCAACAUAAUGUCGUGAAAAAUAUUAUGCACAUACUUGAUAAAUAUAAGAAAAUUUCAAGUGGUACAUUUAAAUUAUUACUAAAAAAAAAUAUCCCAAAUCUGGACAUGUAUGAAAUAAAACAUUUUUAUAAUGUCAUACAGAAAAUUAACACAUUACCAGACCUUGAAAUAUUCUUUAAUUCGAAAAAAAAAUCUAUUUAUUAUGACCUGCACACACUUGUCACAUAUUUUGAAAAAAUUAAUUUAAGCAAUUUUUUUCAAAUUGAUUUAACUAUCGUUAGAGGACUUGAUUAUUACACUAACAUCAUCUUUGAAAGUUUUUAUAAACACAAAAAUUAUAGGGCUAUAUGUGGAGGGGGAAGAUAUAAUUUUUUUCUUAACCAAGGAGGCCCAAAAGUUUGUGCAGUUGGCUUUGGAAUGGGUGAUGUCGUAAUAACAGAAAUACUCUUUAACAAUCACAGUAAUAAUAAACACAGCAACAAGGACAGACAGGAAAAUUUAGCCGCUAAUCUGUGCAAGAACAUUGACGUCGUUAGUUUUUUUCCCCACAUGACCAAUCAGCAGGCAUUGCAGAGUCAUAUACAAAUGGAAUACUUCAGCAUUGUGGACGUGCUCCGCAGAAAUGGCUUGCGCGUUUAUUCUCUUUUGACCAGCAGCAACAGUAGCAGCAUCAGCAGCAUCAGAAGCAUCAGAAGCAUCAGAAGCAUGAACCUUUCCAAAGCUUUGAAAAAGGCCAAUUCCUUAGACGCACACUUUUUUCUCUUCUUCGAUGAACACGCCUCCGCCUUCUCCCUCAAGGACCUGAAAACGGGGGAACAGAAAAUCGUCACUCCAGCGGAUGUUCUUUCUGUCUACGGACGUGCUUAG
Molecule: messenger RNA, 1746 nt
Organism: Plasmodium gonderi
Lineage: Eukaryota; Apicomplexa; Aconoidasida; Haemosporida; Plasmodiidae
Product: histidine--tRNA ligase
Exons: 1
Coding region: 1-1746 (581 amino acids)
Biological process (GO): histidyl-tRNA aminoacylation
Cellular component (GO): cytoplasm
Molecular function (GO): histidine-tRNA ligase activity
Source: RefSeq, a predicted model, not a curated record